GAAGUCAGCAAGUUAAAGCAACGUUGCAGCAGCGUCACUGGCUUCCGCAGUCCGAAGACACAUCACAUUUGGGAGGAAAACCCGCUAAAAUGGGUUUUGUCAAAGUGGUAAAGAGCAAAGCCUACUUCAAGAGGUAUGAAGUGAAAUUUAGAAGGAGGAGAGAGGGGAAAACUGACUUCUUCGCUCGCAAGCGCCUGGUUGUGCAGGACAAGAACAAGUACAACACGCCCAAGUACCGUAUGAUCGUGAGGUUUUCCAACAGGGACAUUUGCUGCCAGAUCGCCUAUGCAAAAAUUGAAGGAGACCAGAUUGUAAGCGCUGCUUACUCACACGAACUGUCCAAAUAUGGCAUCACCGUGGGCCUCACAAACUACGCUGCGGCCUACUGCACUGGACUGCUGCUGGCACGCAGGCUGCUUCAUAAGUUUGGUAUGGACCAGGUGUAUGAGGGCCAGGUGGAGGUGACGGGAGACGAGUUUAAUGUCGAGAAUAUUGAUGGUCAGCCAGGCGCCUUCACUUGUUACCUGGAUGCAGGUCUGGCUAGAACUACCACAGGGAACAAGGUGUUCGGGGCGUUGAAGGGGGCAGUCGAUGGAGGGCUGGCCAUUCCUCACAGUUUAAAACGCUUCCCCGGUUACGAUGCCGAGAGCAAAGAGUUCAACGCAGAUCUGCAUCGCAGGCACAUCAUGGGCAUGAAUGUGGCCGACUACAUGUCUUACCUGAUGGAGGAGGACGAGGAUGCCUAUAAGAAACAGUUCUCUCGCUUCAUCAAAAAUGGGGUCGCACCAGACAUGGUAGAAGAAAUGUACAAAAAAGCACACGCCGCCAUCAGAGCGAAUCCUGUACACGAACAGAAACCCAAAAAAGACGUCAAAAAGAAGAGGUGGAACCGUGCCAAGUUAUCUUUGGCACAGAGGAAGGACCGCGUCGCCCAGAAAAAGGCCAGCUUCUUACGAGCACAAGAACAAGAAGCAGGGGACGGUUAGGGGCUCGUCAGAGUUCCCUGCUGCAAAAACACACACUUCACAGACAAAUAAAUUUAUUUCAAACUCA
Molecule: messenger RNA, 1053 nt
Organism: Solea senegalensis (Senegalese sole)
Lineage: Eukaryota; Metazoa; Chordata; Actinopteri; Pleuronectiformes; Soleidae
Gene: rpl5a
Product: ribosomal protein L5a
Exons: 8
Coding region: 90-986 (298 amino acids)
Biological process (GO): ribosomal large subunit assembly; translation
Cellular component (GO): ribosome; cytosolic large ribosomal subunit
Molecular function (GO): structural constituent of ribosome; 5S rRNA binding
Source: RefSeq, a predicted model, not a curated record